Molecule: messenger RNA, 531 nt
Organism: Aphanomyces astaci
Lineage: Eukaryota; Oomycota; Saprolegniomycetes; Saprolegniales; Verrucalvaceae
Exons: 2
Coding region: 1-531 (176 amino acids)
Source: RefSeq, a predicted model, not a curated record
AUGUCAAGUCCUGCGACUCCACGCCCCACCAAUGCCAUCGUGUUGUCGUGGAACGAUUUUCUCUGCCCUGUCGAGUGGCUCCAGCGAAACGUCCCCCCGACCUCCACAACACACUCGUGCCUACUCCAGCUGGACCAGCGCAUUAUUCAGCUGCUCCUCCACGCGAGCACCAUCGGACUCGUCUUUUUGUUCUCGCCCCCCCAGCACCAAGCGCUGAUUCAGCUAAUCUGCGCCGCCACGACCCUCACGUCAGCAUGGCACGGACAAAUCCUUCAGAUGAUCUGCAUCCAACGAUUGCACGUGAGUGCCUCGUAUGGGUUGGUGACUGUGGGGGGCGACGAGUUGCGAGGGGGUUGCUUGGUGUUGGCGAAGAAUGCGCCUGUGGUGUUGCCCAAGGUGCUGCGCGUGGUGAAGACAACGGACUUGACUGGCGGCAUGCCAUGGAUCCUCCAUAGUCUCGUGGGCGUGGGGAGACAGCUGGGGUCCCUGUUCAACACGGCAGCAUUGUGGACUUGUCCGUUGAAGUUAUGA